UUGCUUCUUCUUCUCCCUCCUCCUCCUCCUCCUUCCUUUUCUUCAUUCACCGUUUUCUGUUGCUGCCUCCUGUAUUAUAGCUUCUUGCGUAUAUAAGAGCGUUUGGAGUGCUGAGAUCAUCGAUCAUCUAUCAAUUGCAAGUUUGGUUCGCUCUUAUUCUCUACUGCGUCAUUGGCAAGGUACGACUACGACAUUUGAGAAGGUACGACGCGACUGCCAUUGUGAUAGCAUAGCACUGCAUUGAAUUUCUCACAACUCAAUCGCGACGGCCACCACAAAACACACGCCAGAAAAAACGACAAGAACAGUCAAAAUGGCUUCUCUCACCGAAGGAAAAAGCAACCUCUCUUUCAUCCUCAACUCCACCCUCAAUGUCUCCUAUGAAGAGCGCCCAAUCCCCACCCUCACCGACCUCCGCUCCGUCCUCGUCGCCAUCGCCUUCACCGGCAUCUGCGGCUCCGACGUGCACUACUGGCAACAUGGUUCCAUCGGCCCCUUCGUCCUCAAAUCCCCCAUGUGUCUCGGCCACGAAUCCUCCGGCACAAUCGCCGCCGUCGGCCCCGCCGUCACCACCCUCAAGCUCGGCGACCGCGUGGCUAUCGAGCCCGGAACCCCCUGCCGCCACUGCGAGCCCUGCCUGAGCGGCCACUACAACCUCUGCCCCGAUAUGCGCUUCGCCGCCACCCCGCCCUACGACGGAACCCUCACCGGCUUCUACGCCGCACCUGAGGACUUCUGCUACAAGCUCCCCGACCAAGUCUCCCUCCAGGAAGGCGCCCUCGUUGAGCCCCUCGCCGUCGCAGUCCACAUCACAAAGCAAGCCCAGAUCUCCCCCGGCGCCUCCGUCGUCGUCAUGGGCGCCGGCCCCGUCGGCCUCCUCUGCUGUGCCGUUGCGAAGGCUUCCGGUGCUACUAAAGUCGUCAGCGUGGAUAUCCAGCAGGACCGUCUCGAUUUCGCAAAGAACUACGCAUCGACGCAUACGUUCAUGCCUGAGCGCGUUGCUGCUGAGGUGAACGCCGAGAACCUCAUUAAGUCUGCUGAUCUCGGUGAGGGAGCUGAUGCAGUCAUCGAUGCUAGUGGCGCUGAGCCGAGUAUCCAGACUAGCAUCCACGUUGUACGCCGUGGGGGCGUGUACGUCCAGGCAGGGAUGGGGAAGCCAGAUAUUACGUUCCCUAUCAUGGCUUUGUGCACUAAGGAGAUUACAAUGAGGGGAAGCUUCCGUUAUGGCAGCGGAGACUACAAGUUGGCUGUGCAGCUGGUGGCGGGAGGUUCGCUGGAGGUUAAGAGCUUGGUGAGCAGGGAGGUGCCGUUUAAGGAUGCGGAGCAGGCGUUUGAGGAUGUGCUUAAGGGAAGGGGGACUAAGGUGCUGAUUAGGGGGCCCAAUCACGAGGGGGAUGUGCAGGCGGAGGCGAAGGGAGAGGAGAAGAAGGAGGUCGAGGCACCUGCCGUUGCUGUUGCCGAGAAGGAGGCAGUGGCUGAGAAACCAGAGGAGACUGCUGCUGCACCUGAGGCCGAGGCUGCUGCACCCGUUGAGGAGACCACCAAAUCCGUCGCCACUGAGACCGAGCCAGUCGUCGAAUCCGAAAAGGCUGAUGAGGCCACCGAGAACUCCGAGCCAGUCGUCGAUGCAACAAAGGCUGAUGAGGCCACUGAGGCGGCCGCUGCUCCUGCAGCUGAGGAGUCCGCACCAGCUGCCGUCGAGGAGAAGACUGAGGAGGCGCCAGUGACCGAGGAGAAGACUGAGGAGGCGCUAGUGACCGAGGAGCCCGCUCCAGUAUCCACUGAGGCACCUGCGGAUGCUGAAGCAGCCAAGCCAGCGGAGACUUCUGAGCCAGCGGCGCCAGUAGAGAUCCCGGAGCACACUUCGGUGCUGGAUACCAUUCGUAAGAUUGAGGAGACAGCGAAGAAGACGGAUACGCUUGGUUAAGUGGGUUGUUGGGGGGUGUAGUGUAGUGUGGUAGUUAGUGUAGUGUGGUAGUUAGUGUUUUAGCGUAGGGGGUGUUAUUUUAUGUUUAGGAUAAUGUAUGGAGUGUGAAAUGAUAAAAUUGAG
Pseudogymnoascus destructans is the source of this 2050-nucleotide messenger RNA. RefSeq lists its product as uncharacterized. The transcript has 2 exons. Gene Ontology annotation, biological process: D-sorbitol catabolic process. The coding region runs from base 314 to 1927 and encodes 537 amino acids. Lineage: Eukaryota; Fungi; Ascomycota; Leotiomycetes; Thelebolales; Thelebolaceae. Gene Ontology annotation, molecular function: L-iditol 2-dehydrogenase (NAD+) activity; zinc ion binding. The record is from RefSeq and is a predicted model, not a curated record.